GAAAUUUUCUUGAUUUAAUCGUAAAAGAAUAGAUUUUAUACUAUGAUUAAAAUAAAAAAUUUGGUCCAAUUUUGUGUUUCUUCUUCCUCCACUGGGAAAAAGCUUCGGUCUCUGAGAUGAUAAGCAGAUUCCAACUUCCUCCACCAUGCUUCCUCUUCCCUCGGUCCUCAUUCCAAGCUCUUAAGCCUUUGAGAAACCCUAAUUUCAGAAAACCUCGGUUCGCCCUUUCUCUCAAUACCCAAUUUUCCGACCACUCCGACGCCGGCCUCCUUUUCCGGGAGAAAAUUCUCUACCUCGAGAAUCACCUUAAUGUCGAUUUCCGGAAAGCCUUCCGGGAGAAUCCCGAUUCUCGCUCCGCCACUCUCUCCACCGUCAAAUCCGUCGAGGUCUGUCUCUCCUCCAUGGGACUCGAGCUCUCUGCAGUCGGCCGCGUUCUCGACAUGUACCCCAAACUCCUCACCGCCAAUCCCGACUAUGAUCUGUACCCCAUCUUCGAUUUCCUUCUUAAUGAAGUUCAAAUUCCGUUUCCCGACAUUCGAAAAUCCAUAAUUCGAUGCCCUAGAAUUCUCGUCUCCGACUUGGACCUUCAAUUGCGACCUGCGUUGAAGUUCUUGCGCGACCUAGGUUUUGUUGGGUUGAACGCCAUCACGUGCCAGACGACAAUGCUACUGGUCUCGAGUGUUGAACGUACACUUUUGCCUAAGAUUCAGUACCUUGAGAGCUUGGGCUUAUCGCAUGAGGAUGUGGUUAAUAUGGUGUUGAGGUCUCCUGGGUUGUUGACUUAUAGCAUUCAGAAUAAUUUAGUUCGUAAAGUGAAUUAUUUCUUAGAAGACAUGAAGGGUGAUUUGUUGGAAUUGAAAAUUUUCCCGCAAUAUUUUUCCUUUAGUUUGGAGAGGAAGAUUAAACCGCGUCAUCGUUCAUUGGUUCAACAUGGAUUGUCACUUCCUUUGUCGAAAAUGCUGAAGGUUAGUGACGGGGAGUUCACAGCAAGGUUGAUAGAAAUGCGAUUGCAGUCGUUGACGGCUGAUCGUUGAAGCAGAUUAUACUCAGUUCCUUUCUAUGUGGAUCCUGGAAGGAACUGUGAUGGAAAUGAUGCUACAGCUCGAUCGACAAGACCAGGCAUUCCACCACAUUCAUCUUUUAAUGCAGGCCUUGACUAUCUAAAUUGGUUGGAGGGAUUCACAAGAUUGUUCCCAUCUUGAGUGAGAUCAUCCGUCAGAAUGUUUGCUAUUUAAACAGAGAAUACAUAGAAGACAGACUCGAACGUUUCCACAGUUACCAUUUGUUGAUGCAAUGCCGGCCCUGACUACUGUAAUCUUUUGAGAAACUUGCAAGUUUGGCCCCCAUUGCAAAUGACUGCAUCACAUUUGGAAGAUAGUGAUCAAAUUAUGCUUGAACCCCUACCAUCACUUGAAUUUGAUUUCCUAUAGGAUUUGUAAGAACACUCACCUGUAUAUUCUAAUCCUUGGUCAUUGUUUGAAACACUCAUCAGAAAGAAUAUGUGGUUGGGUUUGCAAAAGGCUCAAACUUCAAGGAAGAAGAAAGGAAAGAAUAGGGUGAACCCCCAAAUCAUAUGAUAAUUUAAGGCAAUGUGCAUCUCUGCGCUUUUAAUGCAGUCUACUGAGUCAUCGAUUGGACUUGAAAUUGUAUUUCUGGUGGAAGAAAAGUUAGCGUGAAAGCGAAACUAGAUUUUGCCCCACCAAAGUUAGAAAACAAUGAGAGAUUUCAUAAUGCAUGAUGAUUCAUUUUCUUGUUGAAACAUGAGCCGAAGGACACGGUUUCUUGCUGCAGAAAUGCAUCACUGUUGGCAGUCCAGAUUCCAGGGUACGUUGUCCAUUACAUGACAAGUUUUUUGAAGGGCACAGUAUGAGAGGCCUUUAGGGUCAUCUCUGUUUCUCGGGACAGCAAAUGCAAAUGCAAAUGCAAAUACAAAUGCAAAUUUGGGUCAUCAGUCGUCACCUCUGGACCCUUUACCUUCCUACAAUCAAUUUGCUCAGACACAGAAAAACAAGAGAGAGAGCAUCUGUCCCAUUCAUUAAUCAUUCACCCUCGAGGAUGGGAUGAGUUUUGAUUUGAAAUUCAUGGUCUUCAUUUAAUUCUCUCUCUCUCUCUCUCUCUCUCUACUUUAAACAGUAUUUAUAUUAUGGUUGGUUUCCUCUAAGACAGAUCUGAUUCAGAGGAAAACGAAUGUUCUUUUGAAGUUGAGUUGGUUUCAAUACUUACAUGUGCUUAAGGAGACUUGAUUUGAUAUGAUUAAUUUUAGGUUAUACAUUAGGGGUUGAAGUUGAAGUGAUUUUUUAAUUUCUGGUAUAAGAUAUUAUUGCAAAUACUAGCUCCAGAUGGAGGUAUAGGCCAAAGAGAAUUCAUAGACAGCGAAAUUAUCUGUUAUGAGACAGCAAUUUCAGAAUCCACAUGUUAUGAAUUUA
Benincasa hispida (wax gourd) is the source of this 2426-nucleotide messenger RNA. It is a transcript of the gene EMB93, whose product is annotated as Mitochondrial transcription termination factor family protein. Gene Ontology annotation, molecular function: double-stranded DNA binding. The record is from RefSeq and is a predicted model, not a curated record. Lineage: Eukaryota; Viridiplantae; Streptophyta; Magnoliopsida; Cucurbitales; Cucurbitaceae. Gene Ontology annotation, biological process: regulation of DNA-templated transcription.